UUCUCCUCCACAUCAUCCAUCUCCACUGCAAGCGGGGCGCUGCAUGCAGCGUGUCUGAUCUGCAGUACGGUUGAUCACACCUUUUCAUUCUGCCGUCCGUCUUUGUUCCUGCAGCAGCCAGCCCGCUGCCGCUGCGCAAUUGCGUUCAAUCUCGUGCGCGGCGAAUGAAAGGCCUUCUGCGCCCGAGGAACGUCAACCCCGCUUCAACAGCGUUGGUGAUCUUGGGUGCCCUCCACCUGUAGGCAUUCGCAGUCAUUGUUCACGCGCGAUGAGCGCAGUGUCGGUCGGAAAGGCACGAUGCGUCCGAAACCGUCCUCUACUUGGUACCUCAUCUCUCUCUCUCUUGUUGUUGCGAUUUGCACCGUCACUUUCUACCUCUCCUCAUCGGACUUAGCCAUCAUCAGCGUAGCGAGGAUGCGGUCAGCACUUGCCAGCAUCCUUGCCGGUACUACGUUUGCGGCUACAACUCUUGGCCAGGCAUGUCAAACCACCACACUUACUUCAAGUGCUCCGACCGAUGGUUCUGAGCUGGCUUUGCAGAGCUACAGCUAUUGUGGCGGGACACUGAACGCCACAGUCUACAUUGCCAACCUUGACUAUAACAAGGUCGUUAGUCUCUACUACACCAACGCGCAAGGUCUAAGCACACCGUUGUCCGUGGUCACGUUCGGCUACUCCAGCAGCAUCGCGAACAAUUUCGAGCUCUGGACGACAAGCACGCCCGUCUACAUCGAUGGCAUCACCACUUUACUCAACCUCACCUACCAGGCCACGGACAUUGGAGAGACGUAUGUACAGACCCUCAACUUGCCCGUCAAUGCUAGCGGAGCGCCGGCCCCUAGUGUUGCUGCUCCACCAAAGCCAUACGCUACCCCUCGAGGUUUUGGUGGUGACAUUACUACAUGGCUUUCGGUUAACACCAGCUCGGAGUCGGAGACUGCUUUUCGGCGAAUGUUCCUUAACAUCAAUCCCGCGAUCCCUGGUGCAGCCGAAGGUGUGGUCGUUGCCGCCCGUAGCGGACCUUCAUACACGCAGACCGAUCCCGAUUACGAGUACAACUGGGUGAGGGAUGCCAGCUUGACCAUGGACGUUGUCCAGACACUCUACGCCUCCGCCACGAAAAAGGUGACGAAGCUUCAAUACGAGGACAUCCUCUUCCAGUACGCCACCGCCAGAGCAACGGAACAAAACGAUCCCGGUCUGCAAACCGGCCUCGGUGAGCCCAAAUUCUACCUCAACAACACCAUCUUCAGCGGCCCUUGGGGACGGCCGCAGAAUGACGGCCCGGCCACAUCUGCCAUAACGCUCAUGGAGUUCGCCACUUCCUACCUGGCCAAUGGCGGCAGCAUGAACGUGGUCCAAAGCAACAUCUAUGACUCCGCCACCUUCCCCACCACAGCACCUGUGAAGAAAGACCUCCUCUUCGUGGCCUCAAACUGGUCCUCGUCCUCCUUCGAUCUCUGGGAGGAGGAAGAAAGCGACCACUUCUAUACCCGCAUGGUGCAGCGUCGCGCCCUCGUAAUGGGCGCCGCUUUCGCCAACACCAUGGGCGACAGCAGCACUUCCGCCACCCUCUCCGCCGCCGCAACAGCACUAACCGCCACCCUCUCCCAAUUCUGGGACCCGAACCGCCAAAUCCUGCUCUACGAAUAUGGUCCGGUUCUGCACGACAAAUCCAGCUACCUCGACAUCGCCGUCAUUCUCGGCGUCAUCCAUGGCUACGCAGCCGACAAUGUUUACUCCUACUCCAGCGACCAAAUCAUGGCGUCUGCCUUACGCAUCUCUACCUCAUUCCUCAACGUCUUUCCGAUCGCGAAUACAACCAUGGACUCUAACGGACUCGUCCUCGGGAUUCCCAUCGGUCGCUACCCAGAAGACGUCUACAACGGCACCGGCACCGCCGCGAACGGCGGGAACCCAUGGUACCUCUGCACGGCGGCAAUGAGCCAGUACAUGUACUCGCUUUCCAGCACCUUCGGCGCAGCCCAAGCGAUCACAGUCACGAACGUGUCAAAGCCUUUCUUCGACUACUUCGCGCCGCAAGCUGGAUUGCAAACGGGCGAGACGUACACGUACGGCACGCAGAAGUACAAUCAAGCUAUAGGUGGUAUCAAUGGUUGGGGCGAUGCGUUCAUGAGGACUGUCAAGUACUAUACUCCUGCUGAUGGGCGGUUGGCCGAAGAGUUCAACCGGAAUACGGUAGGUUCCGUGUUGGCGUUUAUGAUUGAUUGUGAGGAUGGGCUGACAGUGUUUUACAGGGCGUACCGCAAGGCGCGGCGGAUCUCACGUGGUCGUAUGCCAGUGUGCUGACCGCAGCGUUUGCGCGGGCGGAGUUGAGA
This is a messenger RNA of Baudoinia panamericana UAMH 10762, 2339 nucleotides long. RefSeq names its product glycoside hydrolase family 15 protein. The coding region runs from base 298 to 2310 and encodes 670 amino acids. The transcript has a single exon. Lineage: Eukaryota; Fungi; Ascomycota; Dothideomycetes; Mycosphaerellales; Teratosphaeriaceae. Gene Ontology annotation, molecular function: glucan 1,4-alpha-glucosidase activity; protein binding. The record is from RefSeq and is a predicted model, not a curated record. Gene Ontology annotation, biological process: polysaccharide metabolic process. Gene Ontology annotation, cellular component: fungal-type vacuole.